Molecule: messenger RNA, 2555 nt
Organism: Brassica oleracea var. oleracea
Lineage: Eukaryota; Viridiplantae; Streptophyta; Magnoliopsida; Brassicales; Brassicaceae
Exons: 4
Coding region: 324-2405 (693 amino acids)
Source: RefSeq, a predicted model, not a curated record
AGAGAGAGGGACAGAUCUGUGAAGUUGAGAUCUUUCUUUUCACUUUUCUUCGUUGUCUCUCCCUGUCUACACGCUUGUGCUGUGUUCUGUGUGCCCACUUUCUCUCCCUCUCUCUUCGCAGCAUAACCUUUUUCAUCUUUUAGCCGAGAAGAAGCUAAACUUCAAGUUUAAUUUUAGCUUCAAAGUUUUCAUCUUUCCAAAGAUAAAACUCGCUUUCUAUUUCUGGGCAUUGAUCUAAACCAACAAGCUAAAUAAGAUUAAACCCAUAAAAAAAAAAGUUUAUUUUAUUUCCUCUGUUUUCGUGACGUCGCUGAGGAGUUUCAAUGGUGGUGAAGAUGAUGAAGUGGCGGCCAUGGCCGCCGCUGGUGACGAGGAAAUACGAGGUGAAGCUAUCCGUGAGGAGAUUGGAAGGGUGGGAUCUGGCGAGAGAGCCGGAGAAGGAGAGAUUGACGGUGGAGAUUCGGUGGAAAGGGCCCAAGGCGACGCUGGGGUCUCUGAGGAGGCCGUCUGUGAAAAGGGGCUUCACAAAGGAAGCUGCGGCGGAAAGCGACGUCGUUUCGUGGGAAGAGGAAGAGUUUCAGAGCGUGUGCUCCCUCACUUCUUACAAGGAGGACGACACUCUGUUUUAUCCUUGGGAGAUUGCUUUCUCUCUCUUCACCAAUGGAAUGAAGCAAGGGCAGAAGAACAAAGCUCCUCUCGCUGGAACUGCAUCUCUGAAUCUUUCUGAAUACGCCCGUGUAACCGAUCAAAGAGAGUUUGAAAUAAACAUCCCUCUCACGCUCUCUGCUUGUAUAGCCUCCGAGCCGCAUCCUUUACUCUGUGUAUCACUGAGCCUGUUUGAGCUCAGAACCACACCAGAAACCUCAGACUCACAAACAGCUAUUGUGCCUGUCCCAUCUCCACCUCCACCUCACCAAACCGAGAAGGAAGACGUUUCCGCAAUCAAAGCCGGUCUAAGAAAAGUCAAGAUCUUCGUUUCCACAAGGAAAGCCAAGAAGGCUUGCCACCGCGAGGAAGAAGCAGAAGGCAGAUUCUCGAGCUUCGAAUCCUCCGAAUCCCUCGACCUCUCCGAGGAAGCUUCCGACGAAUGCAAAGAGGAUCUGAUGAGCGUGAGAAAGUCUUUCUCAUACGGACCAUUGUCUUACGCAAACGGUGUUGGAAGCUCGUCGAACCGCGGCGCUAAAGUGAGCGAAGAAGACGAAGACUGGGUUUAUUACAGCCACAGGAAGUCUGACGUGGGAGGAGGAGGAGGAGGAGGAGGAGGUUGCUGCUCGGACGUUGAAGAUGCGUCUGCUGGGUUGGUGUACGAGACAUCAUCAUCAUCGCUUCUUCAGCGUCGUAGCAUAUUGCCGUGGAGGAAGAGGAAGCUGAGCUUUAGGUCUCCGAAGGCCAAAGGAGAGCCUUUGUUGAAGAAAGAUAAUGGGGAAGAAGGUGGAGAUGACAUUGAUUAUGAUCGGAGGCAACUUAGCUCAGAUGAAGCUCUUGUGAGAAGCAAAACAGAUGAAGAUUCUUCAACAGUUAAUCCUCAACACUCUUCUUUCUUGGAGUUUGGAGACGACAGUUUCGCUAUUGGAAGUUGGGAAGAGAAAGAAGUGGUGAGCAGAGACGGACACAUGAAGCUUCAGACAAGUGUCUUUCUUGCUUCCAUCGACCAGAGAAGCGAGCGUGCAGCUGGCGAGAGUGCAUGCACCGCUCUCGUAGCUGUUAUCGCGGAUUGGUUCCAGAAGAACGGUAGCCUCAUGCCUAUCAAGUCUCAGUUCGAUAGUUUGAUCAGAGAAGGCUCGUUAGAGUGGAGAAACCUCUGCGAGAACGAAACGUACAUGCAGCAGUUCCCCGACAAGCAUUUUGAUCUCGACACUGUGUUACAAGCAAAGAUCAGGUCGUUAACUGUUGUCCCAGGGAAGUCUUUUGUCGGGUUUUUCCAUCCAGAAGGGAUGAUCAACGAAGGAAGCUUCGAGUUUCUGCAAGGUGCAAUGUCCUUCGAUAGUAUAUGGGAUGAGAUUAUCAAUCUUGACGAUGAUGAGCGUGUUUACAUUGUGAGCUGGAAUGAUCACUUCUUUGUACUCAAAGUUGAAAACGAAGCUUACUACAUCAUUGACACGCUUGGAGAGAGGCUAUACGAGGGUUGUGAUCAAGCUUACAUUUUGAAGUUCGAUGAUAAAACCGUCAUCCACAAGAAUCUUCAAGGAGAAGAAUCAGAAUCUGAACCUGAACCAGAGGUUGUGUGCAGUGGGAAGGAGUCAUGUAAAGAGUAUAUUAAGAGUUUCUUGGCGGCGAUACCGAUAAGAGAGUUGCAAGAGGAUAUCAAGAAAGGACUAGCUUCGACUGCUCCUGUUCAUCAACGCUUACAGGUCGAGUUUCAUUACACUGAGAUGAGUAGAGACAAUGAUGUCGUCCCUGUCUGAAUAGUUUAGGCAGAGAGUAUACUAACGUUUUUUGAGGUUCUUGUAAGUUUUGUAACUCUAUCUCUUUAGCUUUAUCUAACUUGUGAAUGUAAGAGCUUUAACUAGGGCUGAGAUUUUGAACCAAACCUAAAUAGUUUGGUUUUCAGUUUA